AUGGAUCUUUCCUUUUUCACUUUCAGGAACAAAUUGAAGCUUGAAAACUUGGAUGACGCCUGUGUCCUGAAGGGAGAGGACGAUUCCCUGAUGGAUAAGCAUGGUUGUCCUGCGUACGUGGGGCCAGAGAUACUUAACACCAAGCAGUCAUAUUCGGGGAGGGCUGCGGACGUCUGGAGUCUGGGAGUGGUUCUCUACACCAUGCUGGUGGGCCGCUACCCUUUCCAGGACAUGGAGCCAGCUGCCCUCUUCGGCAAGAUCCGGCGAGGGCUCUACACUGUCCCGGACCACAUUUCCCCGAAAGCAAAGUGCCUUAUUCAGUGCAUCUUACGACGGAAUCCUGCGGAGAGGUUGACAGCCAGUGAGAUCUUGGAUCAUCCCUGGUUCAGUUCCAACUUCAACGUGACCUUCAGCAGCAGCUCAGGCCCAUCAACUGACCAGUUGGUCCCUGAUGGCUACAGGGAGGAUGCAGAUUUGUAGAUUUUUGUUUUGUUGAAAACCAUUUAUAAAAAAGGAAAUGUAAUUUGAAACGUU
Rhincodon typus (whale shark) is the source of this 534-nucleotide messenger RNA. It is a transcript of the gene trib3, whose product is annotated as tribbles pseudokinase 3. The record is from RefSeq and is a predicted model, not a curated record. Bases 1 to 480 code for a protein of 159 amino acids. NCBI's taxonomy places the organism in Eukaryota, Metazoa, Chordata, Chondrichthyes, Orectolobiformes, Rhincodontidae. Gene Ontology annotation, molecular function: protein kinase activity; ATP binding; mitogen-activated protein kinase kinase binding. Gene Ontology annotation, biological process: positive regulation of proteasomal ubiquitin-dependent protein catabolic process; protein phosphorylation; regulation of MAP kinase activity. Gene Ontology annotation, cellular component: nucleus. The transcript has a single exon.